CAGCUUUCUAAUAAAAAACGUUUACCUUUCAUGACAUUUUUUUUCUUUCUUUCUUUUUUUUUUUUUUUUAAACACAUUUUAACAGUGCAGUAUGUCAACAGGCUCGGUUAGUGAUACUGAUGACAUUCAAGAGAUGGUUAUACAGGGACUUGAUUUUCAGUACCAUGGCUCAAAGGAGGAUGCUAUGGACAACGACCUAUACAAUUCUGCCGCAGAAGACGAGUGUUGCACAGAAUUCAGCGGUAGCAGCAACUGCUCAACCAAGAAAAAGAGAAGCAAAUCGGGUGCAAGCAAGAGCCUACCCAGAACACACAAGGAAUGCAAACAGUCUCAGAGAAAUGCUGCCAAUUCCCGUGAGAGAGCAAGGAUGCGAGUUUUAAGUAAAGCUUUUUCCAGGUUAAAAACUAGUUUGCCCUGGGUACCACCCGACACCAAACUUUCCAAACUGGAUACACUGAGACUGGCUUCAAACUACAUCGCACACCUCAGGCAGCUUCUGCAAGAGGAUAGAUACGAGAAAUGCUUCGUGCAUCCGGCAAACUUGACAUGGCCAUUUGUGGUUUCAGGCAGACCAGAUUCAGAAAACAAAGACGUUUCUGCCACAUCUAGGUUCUGUGGAGCUACAGCAUAA
This is a messenger RNA of Polyodon spathula (Mississippi paddlefish), 631 nucleotides long. It is a transcript of the gene msc, whose product is annotated as musculin. Lineage: Eukaryota; Metazoa; Chordata; Actinopteri; Acipenseriformes; Polyodontidae. Gene Ontology annotation, molecular function: RNA polymerase II transcription regulatory region sequence-specific DNA binding; DNA-binding transcription factor activity, RNA polymerase II-specific; protein dimerization activity. Bases 92 to 631 code for a protein of 179 amino acids. The transcript is spliced from 2 exons. The record is from RefSeq and is a predicted model, not a curated record. Gene Ontology annotation, biological process: skeletal muscle tissue development; regulation of transcription by RNA polymerase II.